AGGGUUCGAAUUCUUCUCCAGAAGUAUCCAUUCUUCUCUUCGUCCGUCCCAAAGAUUCAAAGUCUCUUCCCUUUCCCGUUUAUCGGCAAAAUCGUCGUUCACCAGCUCCAAUUCGAGUUCCCUGUCUCCGGUAUCGACCCUAAUCUCGUUAGGAUCGGAAAUUGUCUCCGAGUUUUAUCGUUUCCGGCUUCAAGAUUUGAUCUUGCUCGUACGUCGGUGGACCAAUAUUGUGUUUUGAUUCGGUUUCGAAGACUGAGUCUUGCGGGGAUGGACGUGGUGGCGAAGCUGAAGCGGGGGGUCUCGCGGCAGCUCUCGCUGGGGUCGCUGUCGAAGAGCAGGUUCAGCCUCCGGCGGCAGGCCUCGCUCGACCCGAGGCUCGGUAGCGCCAGCCGGUUCACCUUCGGGCGGCAGUCGUCGCUCGAUCCCAACCGGCGGAGCCCCGUGAGGGGGGAGCUCGGUUUGCCGGAGAAUCUGGACGCCACCAUGCGGCUUAUGUUCAUGGCGUGCCAGGGGGACGCCCGGGGGGUCGAGGACCUCCUCAAGGAUGGGUUAGACGUGAACAACAUCGAUCUCGACGGGAGGACGGCGUUGCACAUCGCCGCGUGUGAAGGGCAUGUGGAUGUCGUCAGGCUGUUGCUCAGCUGGCGGGCCAACAUUGAUGCUAGAGAUCGGUGGGGAAGCACGGCUUCUGCGGAUGCUAAGUACUAUGGGAACGAUGAGGUCUACGGUCUCUUGAAGGCCAGAGGAGCCCAAACCCCGAAAACUAGAAAAACUCCAAUGACAGUUUAUAAUCCCCAAGAAGUUCCUGAGUAUGAGCUGAACCCAGCAGAACUUCACUUCCGGCGAGGUGAUGAACUCCAAAAGGGCACAUGUCAAGUAGCUAAGUGGAAUGGAACAAAGGUUUCUGUGAAGAUGCUUGAUCAGGAUGCCUAUUCAGAUCCAGUUGCCAUAAAUUCUUUCAAGAAUGAGCUCACUUUGAUGCAGAAGACUCGACAUCCUAAUGUGGUCCAGUUUAUUGGAGCCGUUACACAGAAUUUACCCAUGAUGAUCGUUUCUGAGCAUCUUCCAAAAGGUGACCUGGGGAGCUAUCUUAAAAAUAAAGGACGCCUACGGAUGAAUAAAGCUCUUCGAUUUGCCCUGGACAUCGCCAGGGGCAUAAAUUAUCUUCAUGAGUGCAAACCAGACCCAAUAAUCCAUUGUCACUUAAGACCAAAAAAUGUUUUGCUAGAUGAUGGUGGUCAGUUGAAGGUGGCAGGCUUUGGCUCGAUUAAGAUGUUGAAAAUAUCUCCUGACAGAUACAAGCUAGUGAAUCCCAUGGCUGAUACUAACAGUUCAUAUAUUGCACCAGAGUUGUACAAGAAUGAAAUAUUUGAUAAAAGUGUUGAUUCAUUCUCUUUCGGUCUUAUCCUUUAUGAGAUGAUCGAAGGAAUUCCAGCUUUCCACACCCACACCAAGGCUCCUGAAGAUGUUGCUAAAAUGAUUUGUUUGGAAGGAAGCAGACCAAUAUUAAAGACUAGAUCUAAGAAUUAUCCUGCUGAUUUAAAUGAGUUAAUCGAAGAAUGCUGGGAUCCUCAGCCCAUGGUGCGACCAACAUUCUCAGAGAUAAUUCUACGACUGGACAAGAUGUAUGCAAAUUGUCCAAAGAAUCGAUGGAAAGACAACUUUAGGCUUCCUUGGAGAUAAUCCCGUGAUAAGUUGGCUCUCACUACGAUGAUGUCGCAGCACAAGUAUGUAAUUCUUGUCGACGGACACUGCUUCCUAAUAAAGAUCAGUUCCUCCUGGUAAAGGACAGCAAUGCUUUGUCAUUCAUUGCAAGCCAGAUUAGAUUGCAAGUUGUAAUAUGUAUACCGAAUAAUAAUCAUCUGAUACAAAUCAAGGCGGUUGUUUGAGAUACCUUUGGAAGAGUCGAUCUUGAUGUUCGGAAGGUUAAUAAAAAGUGUUGGAUUUACUCGAUA
Molecule: messenger RNA, 1955 nt
Organism: Musa acuminata AAA Group (dessert banana)
Lineage: Eukaryota; Viridiplantae; Streptophyta; Magnoliopsida; Zingiberales; Musaceae
Product: integrin-linked protein kinase 1-like
Exons: 12
Coding region: 268-1683 (471 amino acids)
Biological process (GO): protein phosphorylation
Molecular function (GO): protein binding; protein serine/threonine kinase activity; ATP binding
Source: RefSeq, a predicted model, not a curated record